UCUCUAUUUGACUCAUACCCACCAAAGUUCUAUAUCGUAGUCUAAGGGGGGUCUGGUUGAACGCUGUGGAAGCUUGGAGCUGGAGUCAUACCAACAUUCUACUGGUCGAGGAUAUCCUGUAAGGACUCAAGUAUCUCAAUGUUUGGAGGAGGUGGAAUUGGAUGGAAGUGUCUGACGUGAAACAGUGAUCAGUUGUCUUCACACAACGUCUACUAGGAGUUCCUUACUACUGAAUUAUCUGAAGAAGAAAAACAUUCUGGGUGAUUUUGGAACAUUGCAACUGCAAAGCUUCACAGGACUUUAGUUGUACUCAAGUGGAUGAGGCAGUUCUACUGAUUUAGUUGUACUCAAGUGGAUGAGGCAGUUCUACUGAUUUAGUUGUACUCAAGUGGAUGAGGCAGUUCUACUGAUUUAGUUGUACUCAAGUGGAUGAGGCAGUUCUACUGAUUUAGUUGUACUCAAGUGGAUGAGGCAGUUCUACUGAUUUAGUUGUACUCAAGUGGAUGAGGCAGUUCUUCUGAUUGCCGUAUAUCUUUUUGUGGAGUAUGGUUUUGGAUUAUGCUCUUUUGGAUUUAAAUUUUUGGGGACGUGAAUAAUGUAUAAAUCAACAAUCGAAAUGCUGAAAUGUAACGUGUUUUUUUUAGCACUUUGUGUGGCAUCAGGGAUUCUCUUGUGUGUAUCUGCCGUCGCCGAGGACCAGACAUGCAGCAUAAACGUAACCGAGGCCGACAGCAGUCUGGAAUCUAUAACGUUGAGACUGACCACGGAGGGACAGCAGUGUAACUUCACUGUGUUGUCUAUGGACAGUAGCUCUGUAGUAACACACUGUGUGGAGGAUCUGAAGGACAACAAUACGUUUCAAUGCCAGGUAGUGAGUUUAGAACCUGGAACAUCAUACACCCUGCAAAUCAUGUCCACCACAGAUGAACAACGGGCCAAUGUCACCCUGCAGACCAGUCCAUCGACAGUCAGUGGCCUACAGGUGUCUGGGACAUCAGACAGCCUGGGAGUUUCCUGGCAGCCUGGCCCAGGGAGGACUGAGCGCUUCAGGCUACUGCUCACCGACCGAGUGGGUGUGGUGAGGAACCUGACUCUGGAGAGCACCGCUAAAGACUACACUGUCACCGACCUGGUGCCAGGGCGCGUGUAUAACAUCACCAUGGUGACGGAGGCAGGGGGACGCCAGAGUACCACCUCAAGACAAAUACAGACGGUGCCCUAUGCCGUCUCCAACCUGAAGCUAGAGAACAAUAACACCCAGGACAGUUUGAGGGCAUCAUGGAGUCAACCCCAGGGUGAUGUGGACUCUAUAGUGGUGACCCUGUCCUCGUCUGGAACCACCCCUCUGGAGAAGACCCUGUCAUCUGACACCACAAAGGCCCACUUCCACCAGCUGACACCCGGACGGACCUAUCAGGUUUCUGUCGCCACCAAGAGCGGAGAGCUCUCCAACCAAUCAACUGCCUCGGCUAACACAGUCCCAGGUAAAGUGUCCCAGCUCUCUAUGGAGGCGCUGGAUGACUCCAACUCUCUGAAGGCGAUGUGGGCUCCCCCUGGUGGAGACUGGGAUAAGUACAGGGUGCUGCUGUUAAAUGGGACCCAGACUCUGGAUAACAGGACCGUGGAGAAAGGGGUGGUGGAGUACACCUUCUCUGGCCUGGGACUGGUUCCUGGGAGGACCUACAGGGCUGGGGUCAUGGUGGAGAGCACUGGGGAGCAAGGCACUGUGGAGUACUGCCACAGAGGAAUAGCUCCUAAGCCUGUCUCAGAGCUCCAUAUCCGCCAUGCUGACGAGACCUCCCUCAGCGCCCUGUGGAGUCACGCCCCCAACUCAGCCAGGGACGGCUACGCCGUGGAGCUCCGCCAUGGCAAUGCCACGGUUGCCACGAGAGACCUGACCCGUGACAUGAGGGAGUGCACCUUCAACGUGCUCAUGCCUGGACGUGUGUUCACCAUUACCGUGACAACCAAGAGCGGGGAGCUCAACAGCUCUGUGUCGGUGCUAGGGAGGACAGUACCUCUGGAGGUGAGGCGUGUCCACCUGAGCAACCAGGGCCACGUGGACAGUUUACAGGCCAGCUGGGAACUCCCUGGAGAUCUGGACUUCUGCAGCCUGCAGCUCCUCCACAACAACCGGGCUGUGCAGAACCACACCGUCCCAGCCAACACCACCUCUCUGCAGCUCAGAGACCUCAGGCCUGGCGCCUCCUACAGGCUGGUGGUCAGUACUGUCAGUGGUGGGAUGGUUUCGAAGCAGGCCGUGGCUGAGGGACGCACUGUACCAGCUGCGAUCGGAGAGGUCACGGUCAGUAACAACGGUCGUCCAGACUUCCUGGGGGUGUCGUGGCAGCCAGCGGUCGGAGAUGUGGACAGUUACCUGGUCCUACUGAAGGACCGCGACAGGACCGUACACAACCUGGUGGUUUCUAAGGCAAGCCCAGAGUGUGUGUUUAACUCCCUCAAGUCAGGGAGGCUGUACACCGUCUCCAUAGCAACCCGCAGCGGCAGCUUCCAGAACAACACGGUGGUGACGGCUCGUACACGUAGUGUUUCAGAACUGAUGGGAUCCUGUGAGUCUAUUCCUGAAAGUCUGAGUACCAGUCCAGUGUUUCUACUGAUGGGGUCAGAACAGUACCAGUCCAGUGUUUCUACUGAUGGGAGAACGUUCCCCUCUGCGGUGCGGAGCCUGGCCCUGGGUGACAGUGGUACAGGUGAUCUGGUGGUCACAUGGUCUCCAGCGCUGGGGGACGUUGAUCACUACGAGGUCCAGAUCCUCUUCAACGACACGCGGGUUUACCCGCCCGUAACCCUGGGCAACGAGGCCCGUGACCACCGCCUGGCCUCGCUCACCCCGGGACGCCUGUACAAGAUGGUGGUGUCCACCUUCAGUGGACCCAACCAGAGACCUCAGUUCAUCGAGGGCAGGACAGUCCCCAGCCAGGUGAGGAACCUCCAUGCCCGGCCAGGGGACCAGGCUGCCAGCCUGAGGGUGUCCUGGACCCCUGGUGAUGGGGAUGUGGACAUGUACACCGUGUCCCUAUCCCAGGGGUCACACCUUCUGGAGACCAGACCUGUCCCCAAACACGUCACUGAGCUGGACUUUCAGGGUCUGGUACCAGGACAGCUGUACGGGGUCGAGGUUCAGUCCCUGAGUGGAAUACUGGUCAAUAAUUCAACAACUACUGGACGAACAGUCCCCUCCACAGUGACAGCGCUCCAGGCAGACAGUGACCACACCACCCACAGUCUAACAGUGACCUGGGAGACUACAGUGGGAGUGUACGAGGGUUACAAGAUCCAGCUCCUGGAUGAUGGACGUGACAUAGUCUCUAAUAUUUCCAUGCCCCAGGGCUCCACCAGGCACCUCUUCGACCAGCUCACCCCUGGGAAGUGGUACCGAGUUCGGGUCGUAUCCGUCAGUGGAGGGAUCUAUGGCAAGGAGGCCGUGGCUGAGGGACAAACACGUCCAGCUGCAGUCAACGGUCUGACGGUGAUGACUGCCAACACCAGCGGUCUGAGUUUCAUCUGGCGCCCGUCCGAGGGCUACGUGGACGGAUACGACCUGUUCCUGUAUAACGUUGACGAGACGUUGCGUGGCCGUCAGACCGUGGAGGCCGGAACCCAGAUGUGCUCCUUCUCUGGUCUGGUCCCAGGGACGCUGUACAAGAUGGAGGUGGUGAGCAGGAGCAGAGGCAUGAGCAGUGACUCAUCUAUCCUAGCGCGGACAGGUGAGACGGACACACACUGAAAUCAUCUGACACACCUGGGUCAAAUAUUUGAAGUGUGCUUUGUAGUCCAAAAACCGUCCCAAACUCCAAGCUAAAUCAAGCACACCUCAAAUUCCGUUUCCGUUGACAUGUAUUUCACCCAGGAGUAGCGUAUGA
Molecule: messenger RNA, 3884 nt
Organism: Oncorhynchus nerka (sockeye salmon)
Lineage: Eukaryota; Metazoa; Chordata; Actinopteri; Salmoniformes; Salmonidae
Product: receptor-type tyrosine-protein phosphatase beta-like
Biological process (GO): peptidyl-tyrosine dephosphorylation involved in inactivation of protein kinase activity; angiogenesis
Cellular component (GO): signaling receptor complex
Molecular function (GO): cadherin binding
Source: RefSeq, a predicted model, not a curated record